Gloeophyllum trabeum ATCC 11539 is the source of this 4246-nucleotide messenger RNA. RefSeq lists its product as uncharacterized. Gene Ontology annotation, cellular component: telomerase holoenzyme complex. The record is from RefSeq and is a predicted model, not a curated record. The coding region runs from base 87 to 3791 and encodes 1234 amino acids. Lineage: Eukaryota; Fungi; Basidiomycota; Agaricomycetes; Gloeophyllales; Gloeophyllaceae. Gene Ontology annotation, molecular function: telomeric repeat DNA binding; telomerase RNA binding; protein binding. Gene Ontology annotation, biological process: nuclear-transcribed mRNA catabolic process, nonsense-mediated decay. The transcript has 5 exons.
GCUGCGCAUGCGCCUAUUCAUCUCUCUCUCCUCUACCCUCUCUCCGCUGACGUUGCGCGUCUUGUCUGCGCCGUUACGCCUUUAAAAUGUCUGAAGAAACGUCGACGCGGCCCUCUAGGAAGGGCAAGGAGCGUGAACUGCGAGAAGGCUGUCCGACUGAUCUCGCACAGCGCAUUUUUGCUUUGCAGAGGACGAAAGCAGCUGCGACCAAGCCAAGAGAACGAGCUGAACGUCCCUCGCCACCUACUGUCAUCCACGAAUCCACUGCCUCCCAGUCUACGGGCCGAAUGGCUGUGGAAAAGCGCUCCGCUGAGAGACCUUCAUGUACCACUCUACGCGGCCAUCCCGCGCAAUCCUCGCCUCCUCGAAAGUCAUUUCAAUCUUCCCCCCCUCGAGUCGUCGUGUCUAAUCCCUCCCUCGACCGGGAGGACCUCGAUUUUUCUCGCCGACUGAAGAUAAGUCACUCGCCACGCCCAUCUCCCCAUCAUCAGGAUCCCUCGCACACGGGGCCAUCCAAGAAACUCUUCAAUCCCCAUAUCGACCCUAUCCCUAUGCGCCGCACUGCCGAGCCUGAAUCGAUCUCCGACUCUCAAUCCAAUAGCAGCUCGCACAACGUUCAAGUAUCCCGAUCAUCUCCCCACUCUCGCGAGCCUCACGUACAUCGCCAACUGUUUGAUCACCGUAAGGACGACCCUGUGCGGUUCUCCGUGCUCGUGCGGCCUUCUGUCGGUCCAGAUGGACGUGCGCCUCCCACUCCUAAAUCGUCCGGCGAUUACGUAUCGGCAUCUUCUACCUCUUCAUAUGCCCACUCGUUAGCGUCUUCGAGCUUCACACUGUCAUCUAGCACUACAGACGGAUCGUCGACCGGCUCGGCGCUCUUCGAUCAAGGCAAGCCUUCACAAGAAUCAAGUGGCAGCAACAACACUGCAUUUUCUCAGCAACUCAAGAAACUAUAUCGUGCCAUUGCAGCCCUGGAAGACCGUAUCCUUCAUGAGGACGAUGGCCUCAACGCGGAUGACGGGCUUGCGCGAGAUGCGCCGGCUAGGGGUAGCGGUGUCGUGCUGAAGGCUAGGAAUGGCAAGGAGCCUAAGGAGAAGGAUGAGGAGGCCGAGCAGGAGAAGUGGAGGAAGGUGGUUCAGGAUCACAAGCUGUUGGCCGAAAUGAUGCAUAAUCUUCUCGAGAUUUCCCUCGCGCCCAGUGUGCCGUCUUCACUGCGGAAUAUCCCGGAGAAGUACAAGAUCAUCAUCCGGCUCUGGACCCAUGGCUUCCACAAGCUCCUCGAGAGUCUGCGCCGCUCGUCGUGGCAUUCCCUCGUCGCAUUCGAACACCUGCAAGACUUCAUUUAUUAUGCCUACACGUUCUACACCGGCUUACUGGAGGAGAGGACGUUGGACGCUCAUCGCUUAAGCUGGCUAGAAGCACUCGGUGACCUUGCACGUUAUCGCAUGGUCGUCACGGAUAUGGCGAUGAAGGUGCCCUAUGCGAAGGGUCUUCCCCAACCUCUCACCGUGAAUGCCGUAUCUCAAGCCUCUCUCGAGGCACCUGUUCCUCCGCCUGCCUCCAAAUCGAAAGCAUCCAUCAGUGACAAGCCUGCCGCUCGCAUCGACGACUCCGAGAGCCCCAGUAUCGGACUGGCGGCCGCUCGAGCGAUGGACGUCGAGCCGGAGAAGGAGCGGUGGCGAGGUAUUGCGCGGGAGUGGUACGCCACCGCGCUCGCUGAGAAGCCGGUCGAGGGGAAGCUCCAUCAUCACAUGGGGCUUCUAUGCCGCGAAGUCGAGGGCGAAGAGCUCAGAGCGGUGUACCAUUUUGUGAAGGGGAUGACUACAUUACAUCCAUUCCAAACGUCCCGCGAGUCCAUCCUCCCGCUCUGGUCAGUCGACGCUCAGGCUCGACGUGCGUUGCCCGAUGCGCGUGUGCCCGACCUGUUCGUUCUUUUACAAGGCAUGCUAUUCACGAAUAUCCAGCUCGACGAUUUCGGCAAGUCGCUCGAUCGUUUCCUUGAGCGGCUGGAGUUGGAUGGCGCCGAAGAAAGGGAGUGGAUCAUGAUGGCGGUUGUCAACAUUGGUGGUAUCCUCGAAUAUGGCCGUCCCGGCGGUGUCCUGCGGAAGACCGGCGUCUUGGGUCUCGGGAUCGGUGCCAGUGCCGCGGCGACUUCUUCGGCAGCAGCGAAAGUGAAGCUCGCCAAGAAGGAAGAUGACGGCGAUAGCAAGAAGAUGGACGUCGACGAAGACGGAGAAGACGCAGACGGUGAUAAGGAGAUGAAGUCCUCGACCGUGGGGGCUUCACCGGCUCUGUCGGAGGCAGCAUCAACUGAAUCACCGGAAUUACCGCUCGCCUUCAGGCUCUCGCUGCAACUGACAUUCUCGAUGCUCUCGCACGCACUCAGGAAGCCCACGCGCAAGACAUCUGUCUUACAGAAGCCUGCCCUGAACCCGUACAUCACAAUCAUUUUGACUUUCUUGGCUACUCUCCUGAGGCAUGAAACUAUCCGAAAUCUUCUGGAGCGGGCUCUGCCAUGGGAAGAUCUGGCGACGUUCUACUCCCGGUCUGUGCCAACCAACAUGACGCACGAGGAGAGUUCGCGCUGGGCUAUGCUGACUAGCAGCUGUCGCCCCUUGCCGGAGGACUGGUGCAUCCGCGGCAUGGAGUGGGUUGGACGGAAAGUCUUCGAACGUGGAUUUUGGUUGAAGAUUCCUGAGAGUGACGCGAAGCACGUCGAGCUCGAAGUACUCGAGAGACGCGACGCACAAGAUGCCGACAUCGACGGGAUUAUUGAAGAGGAGGACGAUGACGACAAUGGGAACAAGAAGCCUGGCUCCGAGUCGUCGCAGCGAUGGGUAAGGGCUGUCAGAGCAGGCCUUGCUAUUGCACAAUCUGUUGACGGGUUCGGCCGUGCUGAGUCUUCGCGGGAGUGGAUCAUAGGAGGCUCGUUAUCCGUCAAGGUUCAGCACUGGAAGGAGGAAGAGAGGCUGCAGCGCGAAGAGCAGGAGCGGCGGCGACAGGGUACUCGGUGGGGCGACGACGAUUUGAUGGACGUCGACGACGACCAAAUCUCUGGCGACGACGAAGAAAGUGACGAGGAAGACGAGGAAGAUUCUGACGAAGUCAAGGCCCUCAAGGCUCGUCGGAGGUAUCUCCGAAGUCUCCUGUCUUCUGCCCAGCGCACUCCGCCCCGGCGUUCUGCCCCUGCUCGCGCGCCUCGGAAGCCGAAGGCUGCUGUGGAUGCCCGCCCCUCGCUCAAGCUGGUCCCUGGCUACUCGGUUCUUGUUGUUGACACCAACAUUCUUCUGUCUUCCCUCUCCGUCUUCCAGUCUCUUGUGGAAAGCAUGCAAUGGACAAUUGUGGUGCCCUUACCGGUCAUCAUGGAGCUCGAUGGCUUAUCCGGUGCCUCCGACGCCCCGGAAUUGAGUGGUGCUGCCUCUAGUGCUCUAUCUUACAUCAUUUCCCACUUGCGCUCGCACUCGACAUCCCUGAAGAUUCUGACAUCAAAGGGUAACUAUAUGACGACUUUGAGCGUUCGCUCGGAGCAGGUCGACUUUGACCGUCAAGGCUCAUGGGAGAGGAACAUGGAUGACCUCAUCCUUCGUGCCGCGAUCUGGCAAGACGAACAUUGGGUUGAUCGCUCUGCCUUCCUCAAGGCGGCGGAUGUACCGGAGGAAGUCAAGCACGACGCCGUCAAGGUGGUCUUGCUCAGUCUCGACCGUAAUCUACGAUUGAAAGCCCGAGCCAAGCAGUUACACGCUGCGCAUGAGCGGGAUCUUGCGGCUAUCUUCGCGACGGCUACCACGUAACGCUGGAUGCGAGCGUGUUGGGAUGUAUUGAAUCUGCUCUCGUCCUCGAUCCUACCUCGUUACUUCAAGCCGCGUGCCUACGAAACGAUCUUCUUCGCUCGCACGACAACUCCGCGUCCUCCGCAUCGAUGGCAUUCUGCCGUCAGCGGUUGCGGAUGCAAAUGAAGGUCGGCACUCGGAAUCUCGCGUCCGAAUCCAUCCAUGCACGGUCAGCGCUGCGUCCUGUCCAGGGCCACGAGCUUCCUCAAGUAUGUAUUGAUGUGCAGUGUUCUUUCGCUCAUUUUCCUCGCCGUAUGUCGUUCCUUCACUUCCCCGGCUGAUACCUCUUCAUUGUCGGAUACCUCAUUCUCUUGGUUUGUAUUCCUUCAUAUAUUUAUUCACUCAGCAAUGUAACUUGAAGUACUAUUACACGGACUGUCUCGAGAUACAGACGAUCUAUAAUCACUCUAUAGGGU